Lytechinus pictus (painted urchin) is the source of this 6862-nucleotide messenger RNA. Its product is annotated as protogenin-like. Gene Ontology annotation, molecular function: protein binding. The transcript is spliced from 15 exons. The record is from RefSeq and is a predicted model, not a curated record. Gene Ontology annotation, biological process: cell-cell adhesion. Bases 43 to 2907 code for a protein of 954 amino acids. NCBI's taxonomy places the organism in Eukaryota, Metazoa, Echinodermata, Echinoidea, Temnopleuroida, Toxopneustidae.
GGAAGGGAUAUCAUUCAUCAAGAAUAUAGGCAUCAUAACCUGAUGUUGAGGGAUGUGUCAUUAGAUGAUCAAGCAACGUAUGAGUGCAUAGCCCUCAAUUUACUUACUGGAGAAGAAGAUGUGGCCUCUGCAGUGUUAUACAUCCUGCAGCCACCUUACUUCUGUUCAUCAGUGGAAGAUGUAGAGAAGCCAGAGAGUCUAACCGGGCGCCUGACCUGCAAAGUCUUGGGGCAACCUCCGCCCGUUGUGACCUGGUACAAGAAUGGUGAGCUCCUCCCUAUCAGGGGGCGGAUCACCCAGAUGAGCCAAGACAAUUGCCAUUCAGGUGAAAGGAUUGUCGGUAAUACAUUGGCUAUCUGGAACUCUUUAGCAGAGGACAUUGGUAUCUACCAGUGUGUGGCUACCAAUGAGGCAGGGACGGUAUAUGGAGCCUUGUACUACAAUGUUGAAGUACCAGAGAAAAGACCAUUCCCACCAAACAAUGUGACUGCCAUUGUGAAUGAUAGUCGUACCAUCACUGUAAGGUGGAAACCUGUACCACAACCUGAUGUCCAAGCCUACUCCAUUUACUAUUAUCCAACACCAGAUGGUUCGUGGGCAGCCAUGGUGGCGCGUAUGAACGAUACAGAAGUGGUAUUAGAAAAGCUACAGCCCUAUACCAACUACACCAUUCAAGUAAAGACAUUCAUAAGCAGUGGGAGCAGUAAUCUGACGGAGCCUGUGUAUGCUUUCACCCAGCAGACCAUACCGGACAGUGCUCCAUGGUUCUGGCUGACUAGUAGCAGUCCAUUCAGCAUUAACAUCUCUUGGCUGCCUUUACCAUUAGAAAAGAGCAAUGGACAUAUUAAUUUGUACAAAAUUUGCUACAGGCAAGAGUCGGUCACAGAUAUCAGUUAUAGCUGUUUUGAGAAGGUUGCAGGAACGAACUCUGUGGUUCUGAACAACCUUGAGGCUGCUACACGAUACGAUGUCAAGAUGGCUGCUGCCACAAGUCCUGGGUUUGGACCGGAAUCACAGUGGUUAGGCAUACGUACCAUGGACGUGAGAAAUUGCACCCUUGCUUCACCACUGCUGAUUGUCCAUAAAGUCAUCAAUGCCACUGCUGUAGAGGUCAAGUGGUCAGUCUCUGAAUCCAACGGUACCACAGGAGAGUCCAGUAUUGAUGGUUUUAAGAUGACCCUGACAUCCUACAACGAUGGAUCACAGCAGAUGAGGACGUUCCCCAAGGAACAAAGGAAAGUUGUCAUAGGAGGCCUAGAACGACAGACAGCAUACAAUCUUGUGAUGCAAGGAUGGAACGAGUGUGGAGAUGGUCAUGUAACUGCUCUUGCAUUUCAGAUGCCACGUAUUGAUCCUUCAGGCAAUCGAUUCUUCAUGCUUCCGCCGUACGAUAUCAGAGCUCAAUCUACCUCAAGGGCUAUCUAUUUACAGUGGCAACCUCCACGGACAUCCAUUGUUAUCUCCUAUUAUUCUGUCUUUGCUGAGCCAUCCAAGAAUAGCCCUGCUAAAACAACCGACACUUUCAGUUCAUCAUGCUCUAUAGAGUUAAAGAAUUUGGAACCGUACACAGAGUACAGAGUGAUGGUGAAAGCCCAUGGGACUAGUUUGGAAAGUGAUUACAGUCCUCCUAUAUACAAGAGAACAAAAGAAGAUGUCCCAUCUGCACCUACUGAUGUAAGUAUCAUCACACCUGUUGAAUCACCUGGAGCUGUAUUGGUAGAAUGGCAACCUCCAAGGUAUCCCAAUGGUAUCAUCACUGCCUACCGUGUCACCUACCAAUCCUUGAAUACAUCACAUCUCCGGCCAGAUAAUGCUACCAUAGUAACAAAUGGUACUUCUCUGCAGGCCCAAUUCAGCAGUCUUAAAUACGGGCAUCAUUAUGCUUUCACGGUAGAGGCAUUUACCAGUGUAGGAAAAGGUCCAAGAUCAUCAAGAAUGAUGUAUAUUGUGAGGGUUCAGGAGCUCCCAAAUAAAACCCCAUACCCAGAUAUUGUCAAUCUAGAUGAUCUAGAGAAGGGCAUUGUAGCUGGGAUUGUGCUUGCAACAGUCUGUAUUAUGAUCUGUACACUCCUGCUCAUCUUCAGACACAGGAAGGAUUGCACCUGUCACAACAAGUUCUGUGUAACCAAACAAGAAGAAAGACAGGAGGCCCCAGGUAUAGAGUUGGUAGGGGAAACAAGAACCGUAGAAACACAGCUCUACCCUCCACUCACACAAUCGGCAGUCUUGCAACACCAGCUCUGCAGUGGUCAAGAAGACCCCAAAAGUGUAGAGCCAUUAUUACACGACUACAUUCUGACCAAGCCUCACUCUGGCUACCUCAACGGAACCACAACCACCAUCACUAACACCGCCACUACCAUGAUAAUAACACCUCAUAACCAGCAACAGCAUCAUCAGGAAUCCAGUCUACCUCAUCUGGCGAGCACAAGCCAUCAGGAAUCCCCUCCUCAAUGCUCUUCUCUAACCUUCGCUCCUCAUCCUGGACCCAUGACGACAGGAAGCAGAAGCAGCAGCCAGCAAGACAUAGCCACGGCUUCAGAGACAGCUACCCACCUCUGUCUGGUCCAUUCAGGCCCAGCAUCUACCUCAGCAGUAGACCAUUCACACAUAGCACUGCUACAAGAAGAAGAACAACAAAACCUCCCCGAUGGCUCGGGCACUGAUUCGCCACCACGCCCGGCGUCGUACCGGGGCACAAACAGUGAUAGUGGGAUGGAUGGGGACAUAGAUUGGGAUAUUGGUGAUGAUCUGGAUGAUGAGGGAUCAAACACCAGGCAUCCUGUUGAUCCCAGUACCUCUUACCUCAGCAGAAAAAUGAGUUAUCACAGCGAUCGAGAAGGCGCUAAUCCAGACUUAAACCCCAAGGCACUCUACCUCUGUAGUGGGGAUGUCAGCUACGCGUAAAGUCAUACCAACUGGCAGGAAAAAACCCCAAAACAAUCAUGAAUGAUUUCUUUUUAUCAGGGCGUAGAGUUAAUGUUAUCUUGUGACACUGUUUGUGAAUGUUUCUACUCUGCUGUCAACUCUACCUGUGUGUUCUUCUGAGGCAGACGCAUGAUGAACAUCUAACGAUAUCAAACACCCAUGCAUUGUUUACUGUGAUAGAUUAUUGUUGUUCUUUCCUGAAAAUGUGAAGGGGUCACGUCGACGAGGAGGCAUCUUUACACCUGUAUGAUAGAGGAUAUGUGUCAACGCUGUUUUAUCAACAUCUUCUACAGGGAACAAGUUAUGGAAAAGGAGUUUGAGACAUGGAGGUGUUCCUAAGAGAGAGUGGGUGGAGAAUGUUUUGCAGAAUAUUAUACCUCAAGCUGACUUGAAUGGACAACCAAUGAACCACUAUGCUUCCAUGGGAAGGUUUGUUCACAUUGCCCACAUUUCAUCACUUGAUGAUGAUGUUAUUUUUGUAUUCAAACAUGCUGAUUGUUUUAAAUCAUUAUACUUACAAUGUAAUGAGAUAUUAUAUUCAUGCCUUUGCUUUGACAGAGAAGUAGGUAUAAAUUCUCUGCCAUGUCAAUUUGUCAAAGAUAUUUGACUAAAGUGAAGAAGAAAAUGUACAGUGGGUUCUACAAGGAAACAUUAAGUAUUUCUUGUUGGAGCAACCGACUGAACAAAUAUUACAUUUGUUAGUUUUUUGUCUCACCUGCAUAGCAGAGUGAGACUAUAGGCGCCGCUUUUCCGACGGCGGCGGCGGCGACGGCGACGGCGGCGUCAACACCAAAUCUUAACCUGAGGUUAAGUUUUUGAAAUGACAGCAUAACUUAGAAAGUAUAUGGACCUAGUUCAUGAAACUUGGCCAUAAGGUUAAUCAAGUAUUACUGAACAUCCUGCCUGAGGUUCAUGUCACAUGACCAAGGUCAAAGGUCAUUUAGGAUCAAUGAACUUAGACCAUGUUGGGGGAAUCAACAUCAAAAUCUUAACCUAAGGUUAAGUUUUUGAAAUGUCAUCAUAACUUAGAAAAUAUAUGGACCUAGUUCAUGAAACUUAUACAUAAGAUUAAUCAAGUAUCACUGAACAUCCUGCAUGAGUUUCACAUCACAUGACCAAGGUCAAAGGUCAUUUAGGGUCAAUGAACUUUGGCCGAAUUGGGGGUAUCUGUUGAAUUACCAUCAUAACUUUGAAAGUUUAUGGAUCUGAUUCAUGAAACUUGGACAUAAUAGUAAUCAAGUAUUACUGAACAUCCUGUGCAAGUUUCAGGUCAUAUGAUCAAGGUCAAAGGUCAUUUAGGGUCAAUGAACUUUGGCCAAAUUGGGGUAUUUGUUGAAUUACAGCCAUAAAUUUGAAAGUGUGUUGGUCUAGUUCAUAAAACUUGGACAUAAUAGUAAUCAAGUAUCACUAAACAUCCUGUGCGAGUUUCAGGUCACAUGAUCAAGGUCAAAGGUCAUGUAAGGUCAAAGAACUUUGGCCACGUUGGGGGUAUUUGUUGAAUUGCCAUCAUAUCUCUAUAAGUGUAUUGGUCUAGUUCAUAAAACGUGGAAAUAAGAGUAACCAAGUAUCACUGAACAUCUUGUGCGAGUUAUAGUAGUUUUCAAAAUCAGCACUGCUGCUAUAUUGAAUCGCGUGAUGCAGGUGAGACGGCCAGAGGCAUUCCACUUGUUUAAAAUAUAAAACAUAAAGAAAGUGUCAAUGAUAUUGAUAAUAAGAUUGAUAUUAAUAGUAGUAGAGUAAAUGAUAACACUGAUAUAAGUGGUAAAUACAUUAUCUUUUUAUAGCCCCUAUGAGAUUAUAAGCAAAUGUUUCUUUGGACUUUGGCUACAACUUCGGCUUAUUAAGGCAUUCAAGGGAAAAAUUUAUUAGGUACCAAUUGCUUCACUAUUGUUGAUUGCAGCGGAAUGUGGAUAAAUUCCUUACCAAAGGAAAUGAAUGUUGUGGAGUUUGAAAAAAAAAUUCACGACCCUUCAAGAACCCCCACAACGCUUCCACAAAAUAUGCAUGUAUUUCCUGAUAUUUAUAUUUUAUAUGUAUUUGUUUAUGUCAGUGAUAAGUGGCAUUUCUUUCAUGGAAUUUCUUGUGGAAAGUCUAUGUCAAGAUAAGUGUAAAAAAAAAUGCAAUUUUGGAAUAGUUGUUUGAGGACCUCACAUGACAUAACCUUAUCUACCUGUUGUGAGGGAAUCUAACCUUUGAUGUGUUCUCACAUGUCAUUGUCAUUAUUAAGGGUCUGCUUGGCUUUGGCGUCUCAGUUCUCAUCCAUUAUUGGGCAUGAUCUAAUGUUUUAAACAUAUUUACCUCUUUCUAAUAACAAUACAAGGAGAAAAUGAAAUAAAGAAGUUUAUUACAGUUUGGAGUUCUAGAAUAUAUGAAGUAUAGAUCCUUUCUACCUCUUUUACAGAAACAGAGAGAUAUCCACCAAAUGACAUUGCCUUUCUAUUGCAUCAGGAUUUAUUUUAUUCUUGUCUUUGUAUUCAUUAAUCAGUGUUUGAGCAGGAUAAACUGCAGUGAGGAUUUAAGGAAUUUUCAAACCAAUAUCAUCCUAUUCUAUUGAGAAAAAAAAAUGGUGAAUUUGUAAUCAUUUUUUUUUCUUGUAACUUUCAGGCAGAGAUCUAUGGUAGGGCAGAACUAAAAAUUAUAGAAAAUUUUGAGAUAUUUUUUUUAAGGAAAAAUAAUGUUAAACUAUUGGUUUUCAUACAGUCCAUACUACCCGGUUGGAUUAAUCCUAAUUUUGUUGUCCUUUUAUUUGCUUUUAUACUUUUUCCCCCAAUCUAGUCUAAUUUCUGAUUCUAUCAUUUUAAUCCGGUGUCAAAUGAUAAGAAUUCAAUAUAACCUACCGAUAUUUUCUGCUACCUCUAAAGCCCAUUGUCCAUAAAUGAUUAAGGUAAUUUCUGAUUAAAAUUUAUUAGAUCAUAUCCUGAGAGGAGAUGGUAAACAAUACUAAUUGAACAUCAUUUGUUAAAUCACCACUACCCAAUUUAGAUUGCUGUUACGUUCAUUUGUGUAUUAAUGCAAGUGUGAUGUAAGGAUGUAUUUGUAUUUCUUUGUAUAGAUAAUGAAAACCCGUUUCACAUCACAAUAUUUUCUUACGUUUUAGGAUGUUUUAUGGAAUCAAAUGGAAAAAAAAACUACCUCAAACUUUAGAUAUAAGAAAAUAUUGAAUUCACAAGACAAUUCCUCUUAUUACAUCAAAUAAAUGUGAAUAGACGUUGUGGAUUCACUCUUUCGAUUACCAUGUUAUUCAAUGAAAAGCACUUCGGAUUUUUGUUGUUGUUGUUGAACAAUAUAUGAUAGCAGGAUGUAAACUAUAUGGUAUAUUUUGUCAGGUACACACAUGUAUAGCUCAGUGUCAUGGCACAUUGUUUACUUGAAAUUUUCUUCAGAAUAAUUUAAGCUGAGCUUGUAAUAGAAUGAUCAAGCUCUUAGUAUAAAGGAUUGUGGAUUUAAUUAUGGGUAGAGGACUCUUCACCAUUGUGGUGGGCAAUUUGGAGGUCAAUUUGUAGACAGGAUAAUCGAAAAUACAUUCAUUCUUUCGAAAUAAUCUUGAAAAUAUGUAGGCCUACAUGUCAUAUCAAUUUUUCAGUAGUUUUUUAUUACAGUGUACAUGUCUUGCAGUCGCCAUAUAUUAGAAAUUAGUAUUAGAACUGAUUGCUGCAAUUGACACCUUCAGAGUUAUUUGAUAAUCAAGAGUAGAUUGAUUAUGAUAUUUUAUGUUUGUAGAAAUAUAAACAACGUAUUGAAUACUUUCUCUAUUGCGGCCAUAUACAUGUAUUGAGAACUAAAAUUUGAAUUAUUGCUGCAAUGGAAACCUUUGUAGUCAUAUGAUAAUCUAGAUAAUUUUCCAUAGUUUUAUUAUAAACUCAACUCAGGCAUAUUUUUUUCUGUAAGUUUAUGUUGUUGGCAGUUGUUAGAAAUAAAAAAAAAAUAAUCGUCA